Loxodonta africana (African savanna elephant) is the source of this 6032-nucleotide messenger RNA. Its product is annotated as zinc finger protein interacting with ribonucleoprotein K-like. The coding region runs from base 415 to 2271 and encodes 618 amino acids. Gene Ontology annotation, biological process: negative regulation of transcription by RNA polymerase II. Gene Ontology annotation, molecular function: DNA-binding transcription repressor activity, RNA polymerase II-specific; RNA polymerase II cis-regulatory region sequence-specific DNA binding. The transcript has 5 exons. NCBI's taxonomy places the organism in Eukaryota, Metazoa, Chordata, Mammalia, Proboscidea, Elephantidae. Gene Ontology annotation, cellular component: nucleus. The record is from RefSeq and is a predicted model, not a curated record.
GGGAGAUGAAGCGCCUUUGGCUAUACCUGCAGAACAGUGGGAAUGCCAGUACCCAGAGUGCUCUGCUCUGUGGAGCUGUGGGAACUACACUACCCAGAAUGUGCAGGCCCGGUGGAGAAGUGUAUACCGCAAGUGCAUCACGUGGGGGCGGGAGUUCCGGCCUCACUUUUGUGGCGGUCAUUUUGGCUUUUUUGUGCUCAUCCACCGUUUCAGUCUCAGGUCACUGGGUCGGUACUUAGGUGACGGGGUCGAGAAGGCACGAGAGAAGGCGAGGAAGAAUUGCCCUCACUGCCCAGAAGCGAGUCUGGGGCUGGGCGGUGGCGCUGGGCCAGGUGAGCCCCCCAUUCUGGACUGGGCUGGGGACCGCAGUGCCUGGGUCCCUCCGCUCCCGUCUCCGCUCCACCCACAAGCUCCAUGGCAGCCGCUGCGCUGAGGGACCCGGCUCAGGUUUCCACAUUUGAAAAACCUGUUAUGGAUCCUGCACAGAAACGACUGAGUGGAGGCAUCAAGUGGGCAGCUGGACACAUAGCCCUGGAGCUCUGGGGAGAGACGAAUGGAGACAUCAAAAAGGGCCGUGUGAUCUUUGAGGACUUGGCCGUGUACUUCUCCCAGGAGGAGUGGGGGCUCCUUGAUGAGGCUCAGAAACUCCUGUACCAUGAUGUGAUGCUGGAGAUCUUUGUACUCAUAGCCUCGCUGGGUUGUUGGCAUGGAGUGAAGGAUAAGGAGGCACCUUCUCAAGAUAGUGUUCUUGUAGAUGGAGUGUCACGGAUCAGGAUCCUCAAUGUAGGUUUGUAUCCCCAGAAGGCCAGUUCCUGUGAGACGUGUGGCCUAGUCUUAAAAGCUAUUUUGGACUUGACUGAGUACUGGGGAAUAGAUCCUGGACAGAGACUCUACAUGUGUGGGCCAGCUAGGAAGCAAAUCUGUUUCAAUGCAAACCUUUUCCAGUGCUGGAAGCAGCACAGCGGAGAGAAAUCCUUCAGAAGGGAUAUAGGCAAGGACUCGUUUGUGAAGAGCUGCAGAUUCCAAGUGUCAGGGCAGCCCUUCGCUGGUGGAGAAGUUGGGAAGAACUUCCUGGCCAGCUUGGUCCUUCUCCAGCACCAGGUUACUCAUAAUAAGCACAAGCCGCACAGUGGCACCAAGUGUGGGGCUGCCUUUCACAGCGAGAAAAGUCAUUACAGUUGGUGUGAAGACAAGACAGGCUUCAGCCUCAAACACACACUUAUUCAGCGCCAGAGUGUCCACACUGGAGAAAGGUCUUAUAAGUGCAACAAAUGCAGAAAAGCCUUCAGCCAAAAGUUUAACCUCUUUCAACACCAGGAAGGCCAUACUGGAGAAAGGCCCUAUGAAUGCAGCAAAUGUGGGAAAUUCUUCACUCACAUCUCUAGUGUCACUCAACAUCAGAGAAUUCACACUGGGGCAAGGCCUUAUAAGUGCAACAAAUGUGGGAAAUUCUUCAGCCAAAGCUCCAGCCUUACUGUACACCAGAGAAUUCACACUGGGGCAAGGCCUUAUAAGUGUAACAAAUGUGGGAAAUUCUUCAGCCAAAGCUCCAGCCUUAUUGUACACCAGAGAAUUCACACUGGAGAAAGGCCUUAUGAGUGCAGUGAAUGUGAGAAAUCCUUCUCCCAAAGCUCUAGCCUCAUUAAACAUCAAAGAGUUCACACUGGAGCAAAACCUUAUAAGUGUGGGAAAUGUGGAAAAUUCUUUAGUGACACCUCCAACCUCACUAAACAUCACAGAAUUCACACUGGAGAAAGGCCUUUUGAGUGCAAUGAAUGUGGGAAGCUUUUUAGCCAAAGCUCUGGCCUCUUUCAACAUAAGAGAGUUCAUACUGGAGAAAGGCCUUACAAGUGCAAUACAUGUGGAAAAUACUAUAGCCGUAAAUCUGAUCUCAUUCAACACAAGAGAGGUCACACUGGAGAAGUGCCUCGUGAGUACAGAGAACGUGGAGAAUUCCUUAGUGAAAACACUUGCCCAACUUGGCACCAAAAGCUUCACAUCAGAAAAACACCUCAUAAGUGCAGCGAAUGUGAGAGAGCCUUCAGCCGAAAGUUUAACCUCAUUCGACACCAGAAAGUUCACUGCGCAGAAAGGCCUUAUGUGUGCAGCAGAUGUGGGCAAACGUUCAGUGACAGGACUGCUCUGAUUCAGCACCGGAAAAUUUACAACCCAGAUAAGCUUGAUGAUGAGUGCAGUGAAUGUGGGAAAACCUUCAGCCAAAGGGGUAACCUCACCCGGCACCAGAAAGUCCACACUAGAGAGGCCUUAUGAGUGCACUGAGUGUGGGAAGGCCUUCAACCGAAGUACUCAUCUCAUUGGCACCAGAAAGUUCACAGAGAAGAAGGUCUUUAGUUGUGCAAGGAAUGUGCUGUUUCAUUGUUCAGAAUAGCAACACUAGAGAGGCGCCUUUGUGAGGGACUGAUCUACCUGAAUUGACUUGUCUACAUUUGAACUUCCACAGCGGGGAAAUUCCAGGUAUACUAUACGAGAAGCCUUCAGGAGCUGCACUGCACUUUUUUUUUUUUUUUAAUGUGAAGAGGACCAUAUAUUUAUUAUCACUACAUGUCAGAAACCAUCUGGACCAUUUUCUGGUAGCAGAUGUUUACUAAAUUGCUUUGGGAACAGAGAAUUCAUGUAGGGUUAGCAAAAUGAAUGCAACUAGGGCAGAUGCAGAUAAGUUUUUGAAAAACAGUAAACCAUACUACAGUUAGGUCAGAAACCGUGGUGACUACAUACAUUCUGAUAAUUUGCUACAGAGCGCUCAGGAAAUGUCAACAAACUAUGUCUUAAUUUCAGAGAAAUUUUUCCAGAAAUGAUCUGAAAUUAAAGAUCUUUAAAGACUUGACUACAAACACUUAAAAGCCUCUAACUUAUGUUGUUCACGGUAAUGGUAAUUAUUAAGAGAUAGAGCCCUUAAAAUUAUUGCCCUGACACAAUCUUUAAACCUUAAACCAAAAAUAUCUCCUGAAGCCUUCUUAAAACCAAACAACAGUUUAGCGUAACUAGUAAAAAAUAUCUGCCUUGAGAAUUAUACUCUUUUAAGAACUUUCUAAAUAGGAUCAAAGUGACAACAGCAACUUGAAAGAUUCAGAUAGGAACCUUAGGGGGCACUGAAUUUAUGUUAAUGGGGGAGGAACAACUCAGAAAAGGAGGUUGAGAAUGGUACAACUCAAAGAAUGUAAUCACUGUCACUGAAUUGUACAUGUAGAAAUGAAUAGGUGUAUGUUUUACUAUGUGUAUUCUCAACAACAAAAUAAAAACAAAAAGAGGUACUUUUUUGUUAAAUCAUCAGGAUUGUCUGAUUCGCUUUCCUUCACAAACACACUGCUAGGCUCUGGCAUUGCACUUUUAACCUGCCUAGGGCUCUUAUCAAAAUUAUGUCACUGCCAGUUUCUGUGGCACAAGCCAUCUCACCUCUACCACCUGGUGGUCCCCACAGUAUGCAUCCGGCAUCCCAGCCUGCUCAGGGAAGAAGGCCUCUGUGCUUUCCCAUUCUCUGAAGGAAAUAAUGACAGCCUGAGCCUGUAGGGGGACCUCCUUCUCUUCUAUCUAGCUUUAGAAAGAGCACGGACUUAACCCAUAAGGCCUGAUCGGGGUUCUGCUGGCAGCUUGUUGGUUUCGUGUGAUGCUUGUGGUGGAUUUUUCCAGCCUGGUAACUGGAAUGUCAUCAUUGUGGGAACUGCCUGCAUCAAUAUCUCUGGUUUGUGCCGUAAUAAAGGCCUGAUUGCUUGUUGUUGUUAGCUUUGAACUAGCCCCCACUCAUGGCAACCCCAUGCACAACAGAAUGAAACACUGCAUGGUAUUGCACCAUCCCUAUGAUUGCCUAAUUGUUUAAGGCACCUUUAGUAUUGAGGGAGCCCUGCUGGCACAGUGGUUACAUACUCAGCUGCAAAACAAAAGAUGGGUGGUUCGAACGCACCCACAGUUCCAUGGGAGAAAGUCAUGGUGCACUCCCGUAAAGUUUAUGCCUAGAAAACCCUACGGGGCAGUUCUGUCAUGUGGCCGUAAUGAGGCAGAAUCAACCCGACAGCAAUGGGUUUGGUUUGGUUUUAAUCUUGAGGUUUCUAUUUACUGUGUGGGGUUGCUUUGAAAAAAAUUAUGAAGGGGUGAACAGCUUGUGGGGGGGUCCCCAACUUUGAGUACCUCAAAAUGGACACGGUAUGAUAGCAGAUAUUAACUUUCCUCUCCAGAUCUGGGUGUCAUGUAGUCGAGGCCGUUGCCAGAAAAUAAGCUAAAGCUUUUAUGCAUUCCCAUGGCCUCCCUGGACUAUUAAAAAACAAAAAACAACCUAUUGCCAUCAAGUUGAUUCAGACUCAAUGCAGCCCCAUGUCUUAAGAGUAGAGCUGCUCCAUGGGGUUUUCUUGGCUUUGAUUUUUAUGGAAGCAGAUCACUAGGCCUUUCUCCUGCAGUACUGCUGGGUGGAUUAGAACCACCAUAUCUUUGGGUUAGCAGAUACAUGCAGAGCACUUGAGGAUAUAGAGAAGGGAGAUUCUGUAGCCCAGGGAUGUGGCUCUUAUGACCCAGCCAGCAUUCCUUUUGACUCAGGUGGCAGUGGCUUUCAUUGCUUGCCAAUAUUUGCUGCCUCUCCCAGGGCAUGGGAGAGAUGGUGGAGUCAUAGAGUUGCCAAACCUGAUUUUCUGAAAAGAGCUAUAUUUUUACUGUGAACUAUACUUAAAGCUUUGUUAAGAUAUAAUUGGCAUGCAGUAAACUGCACGUAUUUAUACACUAUCCUAAAUUUUGACACACAUAUAAACUCAUGACGCCACCAUCAUCAUCAUGAUAAUGAACAUAUUGGUCCCCACAUUUACCUCUUGCUUUUUAAUAGUCUUUCCCUGCCCUCUCUGGCCCUCCAAGCAACUUUUGAUUCACUUUCCUUUACAGUAAAUUAGUUAGCAUUUUCUAUAAUUUUAUAGAUUGGAUUCAUAAAGUGUUUACUCUUUUUAAUGAUUUCCUUAAUGCUGCAUAAUUAUUUGGAGAUUGAUCAAUGUUACGUAAGUAGUUCAUUUUUUUAAUUGCAGAGUAGUAUUCUGUUGUAUGAAUAUAUCAUUGUUUGCUGAUCAGUUUGUCUUGUUGAUGGACAUUGUUUCCAGUUGGGAGCUAUUACAAAUAAAGCUCUUUGAACAUCUGUGUACAAUUCUUUAUAUGGAUGUAUGUUUCAUUUCUUGUGAUAAUAUCUCCAAGUCAAUGCCUGAGUCACAGGGUAGAUGAAUGUCUAACUUUUUAAGAAACUGUCAAGCUGUGAUCUAAAAUGGAUCUGCUUUUCCUACCAACAGCGUAUGAGGGUUCUGCUUCCUCUGUGUCCUUGCCACUACUUGGUUGUUGUUGUUAGUUGCCAUUGAAUUAGCCUCUCGUGGCAACCUUAUGUAUAAGGGAAUAAAACGUUGCACUUUUCUUCGUGAUCAUUAGUAUGUUUGAGCCCAUUGUUGCAGCCAUUGUGUCAAUCUAUGUCAUUGAGGGUUUCCCUCGUUUUCACUGACCCUCUACCAACCCUGAUGCCCUUUUCUAGCGAUUGGUCUUGAUGACAUGUCCAAAGUAAGCAAGCUGAAGUCUCACCAUCCUUGCUUCUAAAAAGCAUACUUAUUUAGUUCUUCUGAGACCAAUCACUCAGGGUUUGAGGGCCAAAGGAUGCACCCCACUGCCAUCUCUUUUUGUUGGUUGUAGUCAAGUCCCUCCCUCUCUGUAGUUUCUCUCUUUUAUCUCUUGUAAAAGAUGUGACUCAAGUAAAGGUAUGACUUGAAUAGGGAUAGGAAGGUUGGUGUCUGGGGUAAGGGUGGUAACUUGAGUCACACCCUCUAGUAAGGCUAUGACUCAGGAUACAUCGCACCCUAAUCCUGCCUCAUUAACAUAAUGGGCAACUUCCAAAUGGGACCGUAACCACAGGCAUUUGUUAUUGGUAGGUGCCGUUUAGGCCGCUCCAACUAUAGUGACCCUCUGUACCACAGGUAUAGAGGCGAGCAUUUACAACACAUCACAAAAUGGGGGAUUACAUCACUAGAUAACUGCCAAACUACUGAAAAUCAUGGCCCAAACAA